Molecule: messenger RNA, 1579 nt
Organism: Stegastes partitus (bicolor damselfish)
Lineage: Eukaryota; Metazoa; Chordata; Actinopteri; Pomacentridae
Gene: ccbe1
Product: collagen and calcium binding EGF domains 1
Exons: 11
Coding region: 122-1315 (397 amino acids)
Molecular function (GO): calcium ion binding
Source: RefSeq, a predicted model, not a curated record
GGAGUGGGAGGGUCUGUGCGUCUGUGCGCUCCGCCACUUUUACGCACCGAAGUUGCAGCGGCGCGCAGAUAAUCAUUAAAGUGUGGACUAUCGACAGGAGCCAGGUGACUGGACCGAGGAGAUGCUGCUGAACCACAACAGGACUCCACUGCUGCUCACCGUCACCUGCAUGUGCUUCUCAGGAGCUUUGCUUUGGUCCUACCAAGAGGAGGAUGCCAGUGACGGAGAGAAGUGCUCUGAAAAUAACAUUUCUACCACAAAGUACCCCUGCGUGAAGUCCACCGGAGAGGUUACGACGUGUUACAGGAAGAAAUGUUGCAAGGGCUUCAAGUUCGUGUUGGGCCAGUGCAUUCCUGAAGACUAUGACGUGUGCGCCGGCGCCCCCUGUGAGCAGCAGUGUACGGACCACUUUGGUCGGGUGGUGUGCACCUGUUACCCUGGAUACCGCUACGACCGCGAGCGCCACAGAAACCGAGAGAAGCCCUACUGUCUGGACAUCGACGAAUGUGCGGACAAAAACUCGACAGCUUGCUCUCAGAUCUGCGUCAACUCCGUGGGGAGCUACAGGUGUGAGUGUGAGAAAGGCUAUUUCCUGGAAGAAGAUAGGAAAACAUGCACCAAGGGGGAGAGAGCAGUGCAUCUCUUUGAGAAGUCCGAUAAUGUCAUGAAUGCUGGAACCUGCUCAGCCACGUGUGACGACUUCCACCAGAUCAAGAUGUCGGUCCUGCAGCUUAAACAGAAGAUGGUGUUGCUGUCUAACAGUGCUGACGUCCCCGAGCAGAUGACGAGUGAGAAAAUACUGACGUCACCUAUAUUUUUACCAGGACCUCCAGGUUCUCCUGGACCUCCAGGAGAUCCAGGACCAGAAGGCCCUCCAGGACUCACUGGACUGUUGGGACCCCCCGGCCUGCCUGGUCCCAGGGGCUUGAUGGGACCCAUUGGACCCACACCAGAUCUGCAGCACAUCAAACGGGGCCCUCGAGGACCUGUGGGUUCUCCAGGAGCACCAGGAAAGGAUGGCCUAAAGGGGGAUCGAGGAGCUCCUGGGCCUGCUGGACCACCAGGCCCUCCAGGCUCCUUUGAUUUCCUGCUUCUGCUGAUGGCGGACAUCCGCAACGACAUCGCAGACCUGCAGAGCAAAGUGUACGGUCGACAGAUUCACUCUCCGGAGGACUUCCCCGUGGUCCCCGACAGCUGGAGGGACAGCCAGGACAGUCUGGACACAGGCUCAGGUGAGGACUAUAAGGAACCUUCAACUCGAACGGGCUCCAAGAGGAACAGGAAGAGGAAACCGGCACGAGAGAGAACAGACUGAACAGACUGGAAAGAGGGGGUUCCUAAAUACUUUAUGUCAGGUGUAAAUGUUGAAGUGGUUUGCUUUUUUUUUUUAUUUAACUGUUUUUAAAAAGAAUGUACUGUUUGAUGGCAGAUGUUUAUUUUUGUAUGAUCCAUGUACGAGAUUAUGUGUGACUAUUUUUAAAACAAAAACGAGACUGUGCCCAUGCAUGUUUUUAUAAAUUGUAUAUUUUCAGAAACAUAUUGUUCCUUCACAGCACAUUAAACAAGUCUCUCAUUAAAA